Messenger RNA from Aphanomyces invadans, 2471 nucleotides. RefSeq lists its product as hypothetical. The transcript has a single exon. The record is from RefSeq and is a predicted model, not a curated record. Bases 1288 to 2304 code for a protein of 338 amino acids. Lineage: Eukaryota; Oomycota; Saprolegniomycetes; Saprolegniales; Verrucalvaceae.
GAAUCGCUCUUCGACCGCGCCACGUGCACUUCACGUGAGAGGACUUGUCGAAAACGGUGCGUGUAAGACCGGUGGCUUCCUUGCGUCGAGUCUCCUUCCGCUCGCUCCUCGUAAACAUAGCGAUCGCAUGGCUCGCCUUCCUCGCAUCGGGGUGUCGGACUCGCUAGGCGACCGCGACGAUGGGCCCAUCCCACGUCUCAUGUUGCCUGCAGUACUCGUCCCUCCACCAUAGCAUACACGUUGAGCGCCGACAGACGUUGCGCGGAUGAAUUGCAGAGACAGAGAUUAUGGUGGCAGCGGCGGAUAAAUGACACAUGCCAUGAAACGUGACCGCAUUCGGCCCUGUAGUAAGUGUUUUGAUCGAGUUGGCACCUGGGUUCUCUUGUGCUGCGUGAAUAAUCACCGCAAGCGACUCCAAACGCUUCAUCAAAUCGCCUCUUUGACCUUCGAGUGGUCGCGACGCCUCCACCGUGCUAACUAUCUCUAGAUAAACGCAGAGGCAGAGCAAAUGCGGCGUCUUGUGUAUGCGGAACCGAUGCCGUCAGGUCGACUUGGAACGUGCACCAGAGUUUGAUGUCAAGUGCGUACAUGAUGUUGCCCUUGCGGAUCGUCAAGAUGCCAUUCAUGGCAGCGGACAUGCGAUCCAUGUAAUACAUGUCCUCGUGGAUCCAGCCGUCGGUUGAAAACAUGUACUUGGCGCCGGCGUAGAGGAAGACCGACUUGAACUGCGUCUUGACGGGUUUCUCAAAGAGUUGCCGGGUGACUGUGUAGCAGAGGACAUUCGAGAUUAGCACGAUCGCCACCAACACAGCAAACCGCAUCGGCUGGCCGAUGGCGAGGUUGCCGCUCGUACACACGACUUGAAAGUCCACUUGGGCGAGGCGGCACUGCUUGUCGAUCACCAUCGAGUGCGUCAUCGGAAACGCGACCGAAAUGCUCGCCAUGAUGGCCCACACGAGAAAACUGUUGAUGGCUGCGUAGUACGACGUGUACUCGCGGGUCAGGACUAGCGCCACGUCGUUUACGACCGCUGCGAGCCACGUGAUCUCGUUGGCUGCCAGGAACGUUUUCACCAGCGACAGCUGCAUCGAUUCAAAGUACGUGACAAACCCCGAGUAGCGCAGUUCGAGGGUGGCCGUCGAAAGCAAGCCGAGGGCAGUGACGCUUCGGAGAAACAAGAACGGCCGACCAAUCCACACGAUCGCCCCGACGCGCUGCAACUUGUACAAAUUCAGUGCUUCGACGUGGCCUCGGCACAGCACAACGUACACGAGCAGCAGCACCGCGAUGAAGAGAAACGUGGACGUGAUGUACCACACGGCACUGCGGAGGUACACAGCAAAGUUGACGGGAAAUUGCGCGCGGUUGACUUGCUGUGUUUGCGUCAGCGCGUAUUCGGUGAUGAGCGUGAUAUUGGCCACGUCCCCGGCAAAGGUCACGACUUCUCGGAACCCGAGAGCCCAAUCCACGAGGAAUAUCCACGAAAAGAAGGCAAAGCUCUUGUCAAGCGGGUCCAACAACCGAGCUCGGAAAAUCGAGAUGGGUCCGUCUGUCUUACCAAAUUGGAAAAUCUCAAUCGGCAAGCUUGCCACUUCCGCGGUCGCAUUCGUGGACAUGUCAACCAUGCGCUGCCCAAGAAGCGGAGCGACGUACGUGUUUGUAAACGUGAUAGUCGCGUUGAGAAGCGCAGGGCACGCUGAGUCCAACUGUACGAGUCGACACGUAUCGUCGAUCGAUUGCGGCGAUGCCACCACGAGCUGGGACAGGAUGGCCGCUGCAACUGUACUCUUGCGAAGGAACGGGAUCAUCGCGGCCAUUGCAAUCGAAGUGCACUGCUUGCUCAACGAUGUAAGGCUCAAGAUUCCGUGGGCCACCUGGCUCGCCCCGACGUCUGGACACAGGAUGCUUCCCCCCACCGUGUCAAAGUUCAAAUCCGCCCACAGCUGUGGCACCGGGUCUAGCAAAAACAUGCCAUCCUCAAUACUAAAGUACGAGUCUUGUGCUGCGACGCUGCGCCAUAGACUCUGUCGCAAUGUCGAGAAUAUUGCGUGCACAACUCGUUUGAAGCCAUGGGGGCACGGAAUGUGGAACGCAUCGAUGGAUCCGAACGGGCCGAGCGCGGUCUGGACAAGUCGAAACGUCGCAGGCAACGGGCUGACCAGGGUGCCUUUCACAAGCAAAAGCGAUUCCAUGGAAGUGUUGGCGAAGCGGUGCGAUGCGCUGGACCGGACAAGGCUCGCCCCAGCCACGUCGCUCGCGUUGAACGGGGCCACCGCCGCGAAAUCGUUGGCAAGCGCCCAGUAGAACUUUAACGUGGACUCUCGGUCCAGACGAAAUGCGGAAAACGACGUCUCCAAGCUCAACGGGUACGCAAUGCCGUACACGUUGCUGACCGAGUACUCGUUGACGAGCCCGAUGGUUUUGAAGUUUUGCCACUGCGUUGUAAAGUGCCGCACGCCAUGGGCUUGCCA